Molecule: messenger RNA, 4368 nt
Organism: Balaenoptera acutorostrata (minke whale)
Lineage: Eukaryota; Metazoa; Chordata; Mammalia; Artiodactyla; Balaenopteridae
Gene: TGFBR2
Product: transforming growth factor beta receptor 2
Exons: 7
Coding region: 206-1909 (567 amino acids)
Biological process (GO): protein phosphorylation; cellular response to growth factor stimulus; transforming growth factor beta receptor signaling pathway
Cellular component (GO): signaling receptor complex; plasma membrane
Molecular function (GO): type I transforming growth factor beta receptor binding; activin binding; transforming growth factor beta receptor activity, type II
Source: RefSeq, a predicted model, not a curated record
GACGACACUCCGCGCGCGCACCCGCCGGCCGGGCCGGCCUCCCGCGCAGCUCCCCUCGGCCGCCGGGCCCCCCGCGCCUCGCCCACCGCCACCCUCUGCGGCGCCACAUCUGGCCGCACCGCUGCCCCGCGCGGGUCCGCAGGGCGCGGCGCGGAGGCGCGGCGUGCGCGCUCGGGCCGGUCUAUGCGGAGCGGCGGGGGCUGCCAUGGGCCGGGGGCUGCUCGGGGGCCUGUGGCCGCUGCACAUCGUCCUGUGGACACGCAUCGCCAGCACGAUUCCGCCGCACGUUCCGAAGUCGGUUAACAGUGACAUGAUGGUCACUGACGACAAUGGUGCCGUCAAGUUGCCGCAGUUGUGUAAAUUCUGCGAUGUGAGAUUGUCCACCUGUGACAACCAGAAGUCCUGCUGGAGCAACUGCAGUAUCACGGCCAUCUGUGAGAAGCCGCAAGAGGUCUGCGUGGCUGUCUGGAGAAAGAAUGAUGAGAACAUCACGCUGGAGACGGUCUGCCAUGACCCCAAGGUCACCUACCAUGGAUUUGUCCUUGACGACGCUGCUUCUCCAAAGUGUAUUAUGAAGGAAAAAAAGGGGUCUGGAGAGACUUUCUUCAUGUGUUCCUGCAGCUCCGAAGAGUGCAAUGACCACAUCAUCUUCUCCGAAGAAUACGCCACCAACAACCCCGACUUGCUGUUGGUCAUCUUCCAAGUGACAGGUGUCAGCCUCCUGCCGCCGCUGGGCAUCGCCAUUGCUGUCAUCGUCACCUUCUACUGCUACCGCGUCCACCGGCAGCAGAAGCUGAGCCCGGCCUGGGACUCGGGCAAGCCGCGCAAGCUGAUGGAGUUCAGUGAGCACCUGGCCAUCAUCCUGGAGGAUGACCGCUCCGACAUCAGCUCCACCUGCGCCAACAACAUCAAUCACAACACGGAGUUGCUGCCCAUUGAGCUGGACACCCUGGUGGGCAAAGGGCGCUUCGCCGAGGUCUACAAGGCCAAGCUGAGGCAGAACACGUCUGAGCAGUUUGAGACCGUGGCCGUCAAGAUCUUCCCCUAUGAAGAAUAUGCCUCCUGGAAGACGGAGAAGGACAUCUUCUCGGACAUCAACCUCAAGCACGAGAACAUCCUGCAGUUCCUGACAGCUGAGGAGCGCAAGACGGAGCUGGGCAAGCAGUACUGGCUGAUCACCGCCUUCCACGCCAAGGGCAACCUGCAGGAGUACCUGACGCGCCACGUCAUCAGCUGGGAGGACCUGCGCAGGCUGGGCAGCUCGCUGGCCCGUGGCAUCGCGCACCUGCACAGCGACCACACGCUGUGCGGCCGACCCAAGAUGCCCAUCGUGCACAGGGACCUCAAGAGCUCCAACAUCCUGGUCAAGGGAGACCUCACCUGCUGCCUCUGUGACUUCGGCCUCUCCCUGCGGCUGGACCCCACUCUGUCUGUGGAUGACCUGGCCAACAGUGGGCAGGUGGGAACGGCGAGAUACAUGGCUCCAGAGGUCCUAGAGUCCAGGAUGAAUCUGGAGAAUGUCGAGUCCUUCAAGCAGACGGAUGUCUACUCCAUGGCCCUGGUGCUCUGGGAAAUGACAUCUCGCUGCAGCGCAGUGGGAGAAGUGAAGGAUUAUGAGCCUCCAUUCGGUUCCAAGGUGCGAGAGCAUCCCUGUGUCGAAAGCAUGAAGGACAACGUGUUGAGAGAUCGAGGACGACCCGAAAUCCCCAGCUCCUGGCUCAACCACCAGGGCAUCCAGAUGGUGUGCGAGACGCUGGCCGAGUGCUGGGACCACGACCCCGAGGCCCGGCUCACGGCGCAGUGUGUGGCCGAGCGCUUCAGUGAGCUGGAGCAUCUGGACAGACUCUCGGGCAGGAGCAGUUCGGAGGAGAAGAUUCCCGAAGACGGCUCCCUGAACACUACCAAGUAGCUCUUCCGGCGGCCGGCCAGUGUGGCUGGCCCUGCGGCCAAAGAGCAGAGGCAGCAGGAAGCUGCCCCUGGACGGUGCUUCCUGGAGCCCCGGGGCCGCUCCCUCCCCCCGAGCUGGGGAGGGGGUGACAGGAAGCGUCCUAUGUCUUUGACUUUGUCAUAGGAUAAGCUGUGUUAGCACUUCCUCAGGAAAUGAGAUUGAUUUUUACAAUAGCCAAUAACAUUUGCACUUUAUUAAUGCCUGUACAUAAAUAUGGAAUAGCUAUGUUUUAUAUAUAUCUAUAUAUGUCUAUAUCUAUCUAUACAGCCAUACUCUAGAAAGAGGUGAGGGAAAAGAUCAAAUAUGCCCAAGAAAUGGGUUGGAUGGGCGAGCUUGGCACUGAGCACAGAAGGAAGGGCUCUGGGCCAGCCUCAGCCCUUGGCAGUCACUCAUGUGCUAGGCCUCUGAGCACACAGGGGGUGGGCGUGGGGGUGGGGGUGGGGGCGCGGUCUUUGCCUUCAGAGGGAGGCUCCAGGUCUCAGAGCCUGCUGUGGCCAAGUUGCAGUUGCUUUUUUUGCAAAGUAAUAAUCUCCUGUCCUGGGUCCUGUUCUGGCCAUGGAGCUGAUUGGAGUCGCACUGUUUGGGGACCAGACCCUGGGGUCCCCAUGUGCCAUCAUCUCUCCUGGACUUGUCACUGGAGCUUCACGACCCACCUCUGGUUUGUAAAGCUCCUCCCUCAGCUAGUUCAGAAACUCUGCCCCAUUUCUAAUGGCUUAAAUGUUUUAAGCCCCAUGUUUUACCUUCACAGGCUACAGAAAAAUCAGGACACAUUUCCCCACCCAUGAAAUUGCCACGCCUUCUACUAAUGAGGAAUUGUUAUUUUUUAAAAAAAUUCCCCUCAUACCUAUGUUACUGUUCCCUGUUUCCUAAAAGGGAACAGGUCUCCCUUCCAGGUUCUUUAUGUUUAGUUUUUUUUUUUAACCACUCUUGGUUUCAGUCUCCAGCUUUCUAUGCAACACUAGUAGGUUCUAUGCUCUGGGCUUCAGGGGACUCGAGCACAUUUUGGCCAAGGGGAAAGUAUUUGAGCAGCACAGCACUGCCACAGUCAGGAGUCUCCUCAGGCACUCUGAACGUGUGUUUUGCUUGGCCAGCACAGUGUUUAACAAAAUCGAGGCACUUUUUAAAUACUUGGAGAUUUUGCAAAAAAAAAAAAAAAAAAAUUUGGAUCGUCAAGUAAGACUAGAGAGCAAAUGGUUUCCAGUUCUCUCCGGGCCACAUCAUUCACGGACGCAGGUGUGGCCACUUAGAAAGCUGCUCACUUCCGCCGUGACCGUUUGUGUUUUCCACCCACCCCCACCCCAGUCUGGGAAUUAAACCUGCUUCCAACCAAGGGCCCCUGUGAGAAAUGUGCGUCCACGCACUCCUUCUCUGGCUAUAGAGUAUAAUUCUGAUUCCCUUCCUGGGGUUAAGAUUUGAAGCUGGCCUUCUUUUGGACUACCGGGGACCUCCUCUGGGUGGUCCCUGUUAACCCAAAUCUCAGUUUGCUUGUAUUUUAAGAGCUUCCCCCUCUGCUUUCAGAGGGAGCCCUUUACUCCAAGAAGCUGUCGUCAUAGUUACUGGUCUCAGUCACACCUGCCUUCCCAACCUUUGCAGAAUUUGAAUGUGGGACACAGGAGUCCCAUGUACAGUUAGGAAAUCUGUGUCCACAUGGACAAAAACAAAGAAUGUGCUUUACUACUCCAUAGGAAACUCGUUAAUCCACAGACAAGUGUUAAUGCUGCAAAUAACAAUUUUUUAAAAAUGUUUUUGAAGCUUAUUUUGAAGCUUAUUUUCAGCCAAAUAGGAAUAUUGGAGAGGGACUGGCAGUGACCAGCUCUGCUUGGGUUUUGGAAGGUCUCAUCUCAUUGGGGUUUUAGCAGAUAUGCUGAAGUUUGGGAUUAGGUGGAACUUUUAGGAACCCUGCUCGGUGGGGUGGGCUGAGAGAGUUAAGGUAGUUUGACCCGCAAUGCCGCCGAAGUGCCCAGAAAUCCCCUGCACUUUAGGGCUGGUGAGGCCGUCCCAAUAGCUGUUGCUCAUUGACCUCUAGUGGUGAAUUUCUAGAAUACUGGUCCAUUAUGGGAUCUUCCAAGAGUCAAAAGAGCUUUAUCACUUCUGGGUGGUCAUCAGCAUAAACUGGAAUGUAGUGUCAGAUGAUACUGUGGCUUGUUUUAUGUUUGUUUCCCUUAUUCAAGAAAAAGACCAAGGAAUAUCAUUCUGUAGUUCCUAAAAAUACUGACUUUUUUCACUACUCUACAUAAAGGGAAAGUUUUAUUCUUUUAUGGAACACUUCACCAGUACUCAUUUAUUAAAAUAGGAAUGUGAAUGCUAUAUACUCUUUUUAUAUCAACUGUGUCAAGCACUUAUUUUCAUUCUAUGCAUUGUUUGUCUUUUAUAUAAAUAAAAUGUUUAUUCGAUUGAAUAAAACAAAAAUACUCAGGUCA